AUGGAUACCUCAUUGGCCUCCCGUAUUUCUAAUCUUGUGCUCCUAUGGUUCCUGAUAUUUUCAAUCACGCUCCGCAAAGGCGCGAUGCAGUGCAAUGAAAGAGACCACCAAGUUCUCCUAAACUUCAAACGCACCCUUGUCGAUCCGUCAGCCAUCCUCUCCACCUGGUCCGACGAGCGAGAUUGUUGUGAAUGGGAAGGAGUUCGGUGUGACAACACCAGCGGCAGAGUCAUCGAGCUCAGUCUUCCUUGUCCUUUGCAAUCUUUUUAUGGUGAUUGUGGAGAGACGAGAUCUCACUGUCUCACAGGUGAGCUCCACCUAUCUUUGCUUGAUCAGCUUGAGUUUCUUAAUUACUUGGAUUUGAGCAAUCAUGACUUCCGUGCUAUCGUCGGAAAUGAUCAUGUGGAUACCACAAACUCUAACAACCUAUCUCUGGUUGAACGCCAAAAUUCUUCCAAUCUUCACUAUCUCAAUUUAUCCAAUAAUGAAGAUCUUCACUUUGAUAAUCUUCAUUGGCUUUCUCGUGUUCCCUCCUUGGAAUAUCUUGACCUCAGUGGCAUUAAUCUUCAAGGAAAACUUGACUGGCUUCAAUUAGCAACUCUACUUCCUGCCCUCACAGAGCUAUAUUUUGAAAGUUGUCAGCUUAGAAACAUAAAUCCAUCUCUCCAGUUUAUCAAUUUUACUUCGCUUGAGGUUCUUAUGCUCACUAGUAAUGAAUUUAGCUCUGACUUCUUUCCCAACUGGUUGUUCAAUCUUAGUGGCGUCACUGUUCUCAACCUACGCUCAAAUUAUUUCGGAGGGGGAUUCCCAGAGGGUUUAUUGAACCUCCAGAAAACACAAGAAUUGUCUGUGGGGGACAAUAGACUCAGCGGGCCAAUUCCCGACUGGUUAGGACAACUUCAACAUUUACAACUUCUCGAUCUUAGUGAAAAUUUCUUUUCUGGCCCCGUUCCUUCAACUUUGGGAAAUCUCUCAUCGUUGAAAACCUUUAUUGUCAGGUCUAAUCACUUGAGUGGUGCUCUUCCUACAAGUCUUGGACAACUCUUGAAUUUGGAGGAACUAGAUUUAAGUGAUAAUAACUUGACGGGGCAUGUGUCGGAAAGAAAUUUCGACACACUCUCAAAUCUGAAGUUGCUUUUCUUGGGAUCACCAGGCUUGAUCUUUGACUUUGAUCCUCUUUGGGCUCCGCCUUUCCAACUUGAAACUAUUCACUUGGACCACAUGAGGGGUCCUGAACUUCCUGCGUGGAUAUACAAGCAAAAACGUCUAAGCAGCUUAGGAAUUAAAUAUUCAAGAAUUUCUUUCGAGUCUCAAGACAACUUUUGGAAAUUUGCGACCCAACUAGCAUACUUACACUUAGAGGAUAACACAAUUGAUGGAGAAAUGUCUAAUGUGUUACUGGACUCUACAAUCAUAAAUUUGGAUUCAAACAAAUUGAAAGGCAACGUUCCUCAGUUAUCACGAAAUGUUGUCCAAUUCAGUAUAGCAAACAACUACUUACGAGGAUCUAUUUCUCCGUUAGUGUGUCAAAGAAUAAAGGGGAGAACCAAAUUAAAGUCUCUGGAUAUGUCAAAUAAUUUGUUAUCUGGGGAACUGCCAGAUUGUUGGAUGAAUUGGAAAUCAUUGGUUGUGCUUAAGCUCGGUGGCAAUAAUCUAAGAGGUAGAAUACCUCCAUCAAUGAGUUUAUUGUCUAACCUUACAUUUUUGCAUCUCAAUAAAAAUAACUUAUUUGGAGAGAUACCUUUGUCACUGAAAAAUAGCCAACUCCUGCAAGUCAUUGAUUUAGGGGAAAACAAAUUUUCAGGACACAUACCAAGUUGGAUUGGGGACAAAACUAAGGUUAUCAGAUUGAGAUCUAAUCAACUCCACGGAAAUAUCCCCCCACAAAUAUGCCAGUUAACUUCCCUCAUAAUAUUGGAUUUGGCGGACAACAAAAUAUCAGGUUCAAUCCCAACUUGCCUAGAAAACAUGGCGGCCAUGGUUUCCCCUAAUUCUUCAUAUAGUGGAGUUCUAAACUACUGCUCUAGAACUCUCAAUUACACUUUCAUAGUGAGAGACGAGGUUUUGUUACACAUGAAAGGCCAAGGAUUGAGCUAUAAACGAAACUUGAAUUUGGUACGUUCUGUUGAUCUAUCAAGUAAUAUGAUGUCCGGGACAAUACCUCUAGAAAUUUUUGCUCUCACGGGAUUACAAUCUUUGAAUUUGUCUCAUAAUCAAUUUGAGGGAAACAUACCAAAAGAGAUUGGCAACAUGAAACAAUUGGAGUCUGUCGAUCUUGCAAAUAAUCGACUUUCAGGUGAAAUUCCCCAAAGUAUGGCCAAAUUGUCUUUUCUAGCAGUCUUGAACCUCUCCUUCAACAAUUUUAUUGGAAAGAUCCCAUUAGGCACUCAACUUCAGGGGUUUGAUGCACAAAGUUAUAUUGGGAAUCCUGAUCUAUGCGGACCUCCACUUCAAAAGAAUUGCACUGACGAUGAAGACAAGAAUUCCAACAUAGAAUCUGACAACCAAGAUGAUGAAUUUCUGUCUUUCUUCUACAUUGGGUUGGGAGUUGGAUUUGCUGUGGCUUUUUGGGGAGUUUGCGGUGCCAUAUUUCUCAAUAGAAAUUUCAGGCAUUCUUACUUCACAUUCUUGUAUUUUAUUAGAGACAAACUUUAUGUCAUGGCGGUUCUCAUGAUAAAUCGUAACCAUUGA
Molecule: messenger RNA, 2691 nt
Organism: Neltuma alba
Lineage: Eukaryota; Viridiplantae; Streptophyta; Magnoliopsida; Fabales; Fabaceae
Product: receptor-like protein EIX2
Exons: 1
Coding region: 1-2691 (896 amino acids)
Molecular function (GO): protein binding
Source: RefSeq, a predicted model, not a curated record